Messenger RNA from Galendromus occidentalis (western predatory mite), 1530 nucleotides. RefSeq names its product WD repeat-containing protein 89. Gene Ontology annotation, molecular function: protein binding. The record is from RefSeq and is a predicted model, not a curated record. NCBI's taxonomy places the organism in Eukaryota, Metazoa, Arthropoda, Arachnida, Mesostigmata, Phytoseiidae. The transcript is spliced from 8 exons. The coding region runs from base 169 to 1290 and encodes 373 amino acids.
GGAGAGUCGAGUCGCGCACGUGUUCGACCCGUUUUGGCGGGCGAGAGAUGAACGAUCGAACGAGAAUACAUGGAACUAUGGAGGCGACCGAAGAAGCUUUACUCUAGGACAGAUUAUUGAGGUCUCCGCCGUCCCGAGAAAGUCGUCAUUGCGAGCUCCACACGCAGGAUGUUCGAUCAACUGAAGCGAAUGAACUUGACGAACCGUAAAGUGAUCGAGAAUGACUCCUUCGUCAGAUCGAUCGACUUCAAUGGGCAUGACAGUCUAAGCGCAAUAGUCGCCUUGAAACUACAAGUUCUCGAUGCUCUAUCGCUUGUUUCGAAGAGAGAGUUCACUGUGAAGAAGCUGAGCGUGGACAACGCUCCCUCCGGCAUUCGGUACGUCAAUCCGAAUUGCUUGAUAUCAAGCGCGGCCGACGGAUACAUUCGGGUGUGGGAUGAACGAACUGAAGAACCCGCCCUGACUCUGGCUAGCACCACACGACCAGAAGCCAACGAGGAAUUGAAACCUUUGCUCUGCUGCGAUGCUAGCUUGGACGAAUGUACGGUGGCUGCUGGGAGCGAGGCUGUCAAGGAGGAUGCUUUCGUUCUGUUCUGGGACAUCAGGAUGUCGAAACAGCUCAUGGGCGGAUACUGGGACAGCCACAGCAAGGAUAUCACUCAAGUGAGGUUUCAUCCAGAAAAGAAGUUCGUCCUCGCGACGGGGGCAGUCGAUGGUCUCGUGAACGUCUUCGACCUCGAAGAAUCAUCCGAAGACGAUGCCAUCCAAUACACCUUGAAUGUUGAAUGCGCCGUCGACAACCUUUCAUGGCUUCCACAGUCAUCUCAGGGAGUCGAUCGUCUAGGGGUGACGACCACAGAAGAAGAGUUUCAGCUGUGGGAAGCCGAGGAAGCCGAACCUUCCUUGAGGCACAACAGGGAAAGUCUUCAGAAAGGAAACAUUGACGUUUCUGUCGACCACAUCGUAUGUUCUUGCAACAUCGAUUCCGAUAUCGGUUUCAUCUCAUCAAAUAAUGACGGCUGUGUCGACAUUUGGAGCGCUACCGGGGUACACGUUUCAUCCCUGGGGAAUGGGUCUCAGAAAAAAUCUUCCAGACACAGGGAUCUCGUGAAAACCGCCGUUAUUCACGCAACGGAUGGAUCCUGUACCGUAUGGACGUCCGGCGAUGACGGCAUAAUCUGUAGGUGGCUUUCGGAGACGAAGCAGAUAGACGCCGAGCAUAAUGAAGACAGAAAGAUGGAAUCGGAGCCGAAAGCGAGGAUCAAGAAGAAUCGGUCUAGACCUUACUGAUGAGCGCCUGUACAUAGUGUUCCCGAGUAUGAUGACGCUGAUCAGUCGAGCUAAUGGGCUUCUUCUCGCCAUAUACACAUGGAAGGCCCAUCGAACGCGAAGCUGGAUACACAGACGCGGAGGAGACGGGCUCUGAGCUUCUGACUGAUUGCCCGCGAGAGCAGAUCCUCUCCGAUUGAACAUUCUCCGAAGGAUUGUGGAAUGUCAAUGUUCGAUGUAGCCCAAUAUAUUAUUUGUGCG